UUCCAUCAUCCACUCAACUCAUCACACACGUUCAUUAUUCACUUCAUUGGUAAAAAUGCACCAAUCCAUUGAUUGGUUUUCUUGGCUUUCAAAAACCGGUCUUGAACCUUCGCUUAUAUACGAAUAUGGGAUGGCGUUUUGUCGAAACGAGCUUGAAGAAGAUGAUAUAGCUUACUUCAACCAUGAGUUCCUUCAAAGCAUGGGGAUCUCUAUAGCCAAACACAGGUUAGAGAUACUCAAGCUUGUUAGGAAACAAAGAGGGUCAAAUGGUUUACACCCUAUCUCAAAGCUCAUGAUAGCCAUCAAGAGAACCAAGAGGAGUUUGGGUCGGUGCAUCCGGGCAUGGAUGCACCCGGAUGACUCAUCUCUAGUCCUGGUUACUAAGAGUUAUGGCUCAGGAUAUUGGAAAGGUAACAUGUUAAGGAGAAACAAGAGAUUGGUGACCAUUAAACAAGCUACUACUACCCCUACUCUUUUGCUUACUAAUGGUAAUUAUCAUAAGUCUAAUAGUUUUAAAGUCAACACCUUUUCAUGCCCCUUGGAUUAUGAUCUUGAACAUGAUCAAGACAAGAAAGAUGGGGGUGACCAUGAUGGUCAUGCGCGUUUCGAUGAAGAAGAGGGUGGUGGUGGUGGUUAUUGGGCUGGUGGUGGUGUGAAGGAGAUUAAAUGGGACACCAUGUUUCAGAAUUUGAAACCUACUUGAUGAUCUUAUAGGAAUCAUCAUCUUCUUCUUCCACAAUCAUCCUCUUAUCUAUCUUCUUGACUUCAAAUAUAUUAUAAGUGGAAUUAAUGGUGAGAGAGAUGUUAUGUUUCGAAGUUCUUCCACCACUUUGAACCUUGCUUCAAAGAAGUUGUAGCACUCUUGGAAUUUACUUUAGCUAAGUGUAGCAUGACUUGCCCUUUUGAGGGUAUUCUUGUAAUGAUAAAGGUUGUAUUAUGCAAUAAAAAUUGUAUUUUGAUAAGUUA
This is a messenger RNA of Helianthus annuus (common sunflower), 966 nucleotides long. RefSeq lists its product as uncharacterized. The transcript has a single exon. Lineage: Eukaryota; Viridiplantae; Streptophyta; Magnoliopsida; Asterales; Asteraceae. The record is from RefSeq and is a predicted model, not a curated record. Gene Ontology annotation, molecular function: protein binding. The coding region runs from base 56 to 703 and encodes 215 amino acids.